This is a messenger RNA of Microbotryum saponariae, 489 nucleotides long. Lineage: Eukaryota; Fungi; Basidiomycota; Microbotryomycetes; Microbotryales; Microbotryaceae. The record is from the annotation of a GenBank genome assembly.
AUGGGUCACUAAAUGACACACUUAAAAAAAAGCACUUAACUUAUGGUCUUUUCGGCUUUUGCUGCAAGGAUUUGACGCGCCGAUUCAGGCUCGCGCGCACGGACCCUUUCUCCCCCGUGGAUGCUAUAGCUAGUGGCUAUAACUUUACAUCAGUCCAACCCCCCUUUUCAAGAAACAUUAUUUUGCAUAACCGAAUAUGUGAAAUCUAAUCAGGCUUGAUACAAAAAAAAAUAUAGCUGUGCUUCCCACACACGCGGGCUCACGGGCGGUACUCGCAACGCACGUCCCUUUUUGGGCCUUCACUGCGUUGUCGAUGUUUCCUUACCAGCUUCUGUGGCUGCGUUCACCACCUGUAGGGACAGGUGCGUUCCUCACUCCCAAGACUACCUCCCAGCUGACGAGGUCGCUGAUCGAGAGUUCCAUCUUGCCGGACGUUCACAGCUGCUAGCACCUCGUUAUGAAACCCUCGACGUGGCUCGCUUAGAGUAG